UAUUAGCUUCAUGCUAGCGUUAUAUCUUAUCUCCAUUCUUUCGUUUACCACUAGUGAGGUUUCAUGAGAGAAACAGCACAGAGUCAAUGUCCACUUUCCUGAACAGCAGGUCAAAGGGAUUUCUUCUCAAAUAUGGGACUUUUUCUAUGAUACACUCCAGCUAAAGCACCCAAAAUGGAUGUUUCCCUGCUACAUAAAUUCUGUUGGAUUGUGGGUCUAACGUUUGUGAUUUUGCCUCUUAUAAAUCCAGGAAUGUUAUCCGACUACAAGAUCUGUGGAGAUUCUGAGUGUGAAAGCCUAAUGAGCAGGGUUCAGGCCAUAAGGGACCACAAGAGUAACGACUGCCGUUUUCUAAGCUUCAGACGUGGAGAUAUCAUUUUUGUCUACCACAAACUUACAGGAAAGAGGGAGGAUCUGUGGGCAGGCAGUAUUGACAAACAGUUCGGCUACUUUCCAAAGGAUGCAGUACAAGAGGAGCAAGUUUUUGCAACCAUGGAGACAGCAGUGGAAACACAGAAAUCAGAUUUCUUUUGUAUCGAUGAGUUUGGCUACCCCAUUGAUUCGGAUGAUGACAAUAAUCAGGAAACCCCAAAACAGGAGUCCAAUAUCAAUGUUAUCACUAAAUAUUUGCAUGAAACAAAUCCUAAAGGCCCCCUGUCCUUUGAUGAUCUCUCAGCCGAAUCAUCAGUUCCAGCACAGCAAAUAGACGUCCCAAAGACAUUUGGGGAUGAAGCAGAUCCACCUGAAGAAGUGCAUGAGAUUCAUGCAGCCUCGAGCAAACAAGGUGGGUCUGCCUCCUCUUCCUGGCUGAGUUCCUCAGUGACAGGAUGGUUUGGUGUGGAGCAACUGGACGAACUGCCAAAAGGAGAGGGUGAAGAUGAGAAGACAGAAAACAAGGAUGAAAUUUCACUCACCUCCUCUGUUAAAGGAUGGCUGGGUUUUGAGAGAAACAGUGAACAAGACAAUGCAGAUGAAAGUGUGACAAUCCCAGACCAAACAACUGAUACCAUAGCCUCGACUGUGACUGGUUGGUUCAGUUUUGGGGGCAAGAAAAGAUCAGACGAUGAAAAAAAUAAGCACGAUGGAGAAGAAACAGAUGAAGGGGUUGAACCAGCUGAGAAAUACAGAGGCAGACGGAUGUCUUUGGACCUGGAAGGAAGUCAGCUACAUGAAGAAGAGAAAACUGAGAUGGGAACGCUAGGCUGGUUGGGAAGCAAGCUCUCAAGUGGGAUGGGAUAUGGAUUGACUAAUCAGAAUGCAGGUGAAGAAAAUAAGGAAAAGGAAAAACAAGAAUAUCGUUUUUGGCCAAAUACAGGAAUUGGGGACAUGUUGGGCUUUGGAAAGGAAAAUGAGAAAGUAGAUCAAGAUAUAAAAAGAGAGAAAGAGCAGGGUAAUGUCUUAGAAGAACCACUGGAAUCGCAUGUAGAGACAAAAGUACUGGCGGCUCCACAGAUGGAUGUAGCAAAGACUGAGACCAGCAAAUCACCUCAAGAGGAAGGUGUUCAAAAGGAUCCAUAUACCCAAUCUCCAGAGGAUGUGAAAGUUGACAGCACUGAUACUGACAAUUACAAAGUAGAUAAUGAAGAUGCAUUAGACAGAAAUGAGAUCAAUCUUCAAAGGAAUGAAGAUAAACUCCAGGUUAAUGAGCUUAAUGAAAAGUUCCAGAUGAAUGCAGAAAUGUCAUCUUUGAACAGCAGGAUUUCUCUAAGAGAGAAUAAAGACAAAAAUGACUCAGAAGAAAUCCAAGUGAAAGAAAGUAGAUCUGAAGAAAUGGUCAACAAGGGCAAGGAGAUCUUUAAAUCGGUGAAAAAUUGGGAGCAAGAUACUACCAAUGAUCUUGCAGAUGAAGAAGUUACUGCUACAGAUAAUAAUCCAUUUUUCUUAAAAUCAUCUUGCAGGCAAUCAGGGAAGGAAGAGAGUUUUAACGAAUUAUUGUCAAACUCCUUAGGAAGAUCUGAAGGUAAAUAUGCACAACAGAAUGAGAAAAAGGAAUUUGUCAAAGUCACAACUAAAGAAUACAGCCCAGCAGAAUCCACAGAUAUAGAAAGCAAAAGUAGUGACGAUAAAAAGGUCGAAGGUAAAGAUUUCACUCAAAAAGAGACAGCAAUAGAGGAAAACCGAGUCAGUGGUGAUACAGAGGCAGCAACUGAACUCAUCCAAGAUGAUGUCAGUUUUACACCUGAUGAUAAACUAAAUUUAACAGCUAUAUAUAGCGAUACCUCAGACACAGGGAGCCAUCAGGACAAGUCUCAAAUUGAAGAAGAAGCAAAAUCAGUAUGGAGUAGUCGUAAGGAAUCUGGAUCAUCCAUUUCCGCUCAAAAUGAUGAAAGUCUGUCUGAAUAUCCCUCAAAGGAAAAUGAUGGGAAAGUGUCUUCCAGUGAUAGAACAUCAACAAUAUACAAGGAACCAGCUGUUAAUAUUAUUAACAAUGAAGAAAUGACACAUCCCCAUGAGCAAGUGGAAAAAGAGACUUUAGGCUUUGGGGAAGAUGUUUUGAGUCAGAGUGACUUAAAAUCAACCCCAAGACCGGAAACAGAAACAAAGAAAAUUGAGAUGUUAAGGGGAGGGAUAGAAACAAACGAGAAAGGAAACCAUUCAAAAAAGGAGGAGAAGCAGCAGGAACUAAAUGGUGACAACGAAGAAAUGGAUGAAAUGAAGGAUAAACAACAAACAGACACAGAGGGGAAGAAAAAGGAAGACAACAUGGAGUUGGAGGUGAGAGGGAAAAAAAUGGAAGCUACAAUGGAGGAGGAAAAGGACACAUCAGCAAGUAAAGAUGAAGAGGUAGCAGAGCUGAAGGAAGAAGAAGGACACCAAGUGAAUAAAGUGAAGCAGAAAGAUGAGCAACAAGCAGAUAAUGAGAAACAGAUGCUGCUGAAGGAAGAACAGCUGGUGAUGUUGGAGGAUAAGAUGGAAUAUGAAGAGGAAAAUAAAAAAGAGGAGGACGAAAAGAAAAACCUACAAAAUGUAGAGAUGGAAAGGAUUUAUAGUGACAGAAGUACAAAAGCCUUGGACAGCCAUCAGAAGGAAGGAACAGGCGAUAGCUUGUCAUCCACCACUGGAACAGUAACAGAGUCUGAAAACCAAGAGUUGGAAAUCGAGAAACAAAAUAAGAAAGAGACUCAAGAUGUUGAAGAAGUGAUUGAUAAAAGAAUGGAGGUGAAUGAAGUUGACGACAAGCGGCAGACGAUACCUGUGGAAGCUGACCCCCUGAAAUGUCCAAAUUGUCCUGAGGAACAAGAGACUGCAGUGACUGAAGAACAUGAGGAGGAAGGACGAUCAGCAGAUGAAAUGGUGGGAGUAGAAGAACAAGAAGAUCGAGGAGAUUAUACUGGAGAGAGGCAGGUUACAGAGUCAAGAGGGAAUGAUGACUCUGAAAAGCAAGGUAUUAAAAUCGAUGGUUCAACAUCUGGAAGUGACGUUCACAGUGAUGGAAGGGAACCUUCAGAAGCCCCCUUUGACAAAGCUGACAGUCAAACUAGCCAUGUGUCAGAAGAAUAUAAGAGGGGUUUGAGUACACGUGAAGCAGCAGAAAGUGAAACCAAAGAAACCUUUGGUCUUUUCAGAACGGCUUUUAGCUUUUUUAGACAAACACCUACCACUGACUCAAAUGAGUUUGUUGAACUAACCAAUACUUUCAAAAACAGUUCAGGUGAGACACCAGAGCAACUAAUGCAAGAACCACCCCCAACCACUGAUUUCCCCCAACCUCAACAGGUGAGCACACCCUCCCCAACGAAGCAGCCUCAUCCUCCCUCUGCAGAAAUCAACAUUCUCCAUGCAGCAGCCUUGACAACAGAUGCACUUCUUGAAAGUAAAACCCUCACAGGACAGUACAAUAACCUCCUCCACCACAUGAACAUGGACACGUUAACUUUUCUGACGGAGCUUUUUGGGCGACACAGGUUGGAGAUUUUAGAUGACAUUCUAACAAGUCCAGAAGCAGAAACUGAGAAAGUGGAUCUGUCCAUACUGUCAGAUAUGGAAAGCCUUCUACAUUACCACAGAGAGAUUCUGGUUUCUUCCAGCGUGAGGACUGCUGAUGCCACACAGGAGGACAAAGAAAAGACCAGAACCCUUGUUGCACUUCAGAAGAUAGAAAUGUUGUUGAAAACUGUCAAAAAGACUUCAGAUAUUAAUAAUCAUAAAGCUGAGAGCGUCUGUGACAGCACGUCAUGUUUCGCUGAAGACAUAGACAACAUAGCAAACAUCCAAGAUUUAUCUGCAACCCAGGAUGACAACAUUCCCAGAGAGGAACAGAAGGUAGAAGAGAAGGCCAAUGGAUUCAUGGACAAGGACAUGGUUGACAAGAGAAAUUCAGUGGAAAAAGAAACGGGUGAAAAAAGAAGAAAUGAAGAGAGACAGUCACCUCCUCACUCUCAGACUUGGGGAGAAGCGAUGAGGCACAUCAUGGACCUACUUCAUCAUGCGAGAGUGAUCGUUCUUUGGCUUACCAUGCAAGUUGUAUCAUCGCUGCCAGAGGACAUAAGGCCAGGGCCAGACCUGCAUGGUGUGCCAUGGGAGCCGGUCAUCAUAACAUGUUUGGUUGGGCUGGUGACAGUCCUGUUGUUUAUGUGUAGAUGCUACAGCUCUGUGAAAAGCAGAAUUUAUCUAAGUAAGGAGCGAUGGAUGGCUGAGCAGGUUGCUCAACUGCUCGAUGAGAAGUGUAAAGUCCUGGAAACUCUCAGUCAGUGUCAACAAGAGUAUGAUGACCUGGACGUCUCCUUGAGGGACAGUGGUGUCCUGGCCCAAGCUGAAAAAUCAGAAAAUCUAAAGCUCAAAGCCAAGCAGCUAGAAAACGCUAAAACUGAGCUGGAGAAGGAUCUGGAAGAGAUUAAAGAUCAACUGGACCGGCAAAGGGAACACAGGACAGAGCAAGAAAAGAGGAUUGCCUCACUCGAGGAGAGCAUGAGAGGACUGGAAGAAGAAGCCAAAGAACUCCAGUCUCAGGAAGAGCAGGCACAGACCACUCUGAAGAUAUACAAUAUGAACAGUGACAGACUCCAGAGGAACCUGGAAACAGCAGAAGAGGAGAACAAACUGCUACAAGAGACCAACAUGCAUUUUAGACAGGAAGUGGAGGGAUGGGCAGAAAGAGUGAGUGAGUUGGAGGAGGAGAUGCAAAGAUGUGAGUUUGCUCACAGUGCAAUGCUGCAGGAUGUUGGCAACAAAGAUGAACGCAUAAAGUCUCUUACAGAUCAGCUACUCAAGAUGAAGGGUUGGGAUUCAGGCCUGGAGGAAGAGGAAGAGGAAGGAGUCGAGAAGGGGUCAACCAAGGGGAGAUCAGGAAAAUGGGAGAAAAGUGGAAAUGAGAACCUCACAGACACACAUCUUCAGAAAGUCCAGAAGCUUAUUUAUGCUGCUAAGCUGAACGCUGAUCUUAAAUCAGUGGACGAAGAUAAAGACAGAGUUUUUGCCAAACUUAAUGAUGAAGUCAAAGCAAAGGAAGACUUGCAAGACAGCAUUAGGGUGCUGGAAAAUGAGACAUUGUCUCUGCAGUCUGAUACUAAGAUCUACUUUGAACAGGUUGAACAGUUACAACAAAAGCUCCAGAUUAUGACAGAAAUGUACCAAGAAAAUGAGCUGAAGCUACACAGAUUGCUGACUGUGGAAGAGAGGGAGCGUCACCAAAAAGAGGAGAAGCUGAGUAAAGCAGACAAAAACAUUGCAAUGGCCAUUGAAGAGCUUAAUAACUACAGACAACGAGCAGAAGAAAUGGGGGAUGAGAUGAAGAAAACAAAACAAUCCUACGAGACUCAGAUAUCAGCACAUGAGAAGAAAGCUCAUAAUAACUGGCUGGCAGCCCGAGCAGCAGAGAGGGAGCUGUCAGACAUUAGAAGAGAGAACGCUCUUCUACGACAAAAACUCACAGACACACAAUAUAAGUUGGAUUCUCUUGACAAAGAUCUAUAUGCCUUGAACAGCCUUGCUAGACCGCUGCCUUUUCGAGGUGAAAGGUCACCUUAUGGUCCUUCUCCUCUAGGUCGACCAUCUUCUGAAAACAGAGCUUUCCUUUCCUCUCCUGUACUUAUGGAUGAGCCGCCUGCAAGACUCUCCCCCAGAGUGAUGCGAAAUCCAGGGGAGCCCCCAAGUGGCCAAGGAGAGAUGGAGCACAGCGGAGGUCCCCAUUCAGACAGUGGGUCCAUUUCUCCUACAUGGGAGAGGGAUCGCAGGGGACCCCCUCCAGGACCCCCUCAAGGUCCCCCAGGUCCUCUUGGACACCCAGGCUAUAUGUUCCCAGAGCCAGGGCCUCCCAUGUUCAGGAGACAUCCACCUCCUCCAGCAGGCAUGAGUUUGCUACCUCCUCCCGGUACCCUCCCCCCCAGAGGCCUUCCCCCAGGGCCCCCUCAUCCUGUAGAUAUGGCUGACGGAGCAUUUAGAGAAGACAGCUUUGUACCUGGGGAUCAAGAUGGCAGACUAUCUGGCCCCGGUGAUCGGAGGACUCCCCCUGAGUUGGAUCCAAGGAUGGGUGGCCCCCCUCUUCCUAGAUCUUCUUUGGGGCCCACAGAUGGACCUUUUCCUCGCAGAGGCUCUGCCCCUUAUGGAGGACCACCUCCCACUGAUUUUUACCCUCCCAGGGGAAUGGGCGGUCCACUUAUGAGGCCCAUGUGGGCGCCCCCUCCUUCAGGAAUGAUGUUCCCUCCACGAUUUCCUCCCAGUGGACCUCUUCUUCCUCCUGCAUCUCAUCCAAACAUGCCUCCAUACCGCCCCUUGAUGGGACCUCUUCCUCCCAACAGCCUUCCUCCUCCUUCCAUGGGCCCUCCUCCUCCUCCUCCUCAACAGCCCAUCCCGUCAGCACAGCCCAGCCAGCUACAGGAGAAAAACUCACCACCUCCUGAAGACCUCAUCUGAGUCCAAGAGACGUCUGGUUUACAUGCAAAUCAGUGGUAGGAAGACGGAAGGGCACAUCUCACAACUAUUUAUUUCCUGAAGAGAAUUUAUUUAAUAAAGGGUGUUAGUGGAGGAGAAACAGCAGCUUUCUGUAGGCAAUUUUCAUGAUUUCAUUCUGCAUUUGUUUUCUUCACCUCCAAACACAAACGUCUUCUCUUCUGCUUCCUCCAACCACACCAUUUUAUUUUGUAACUACUGCAAACAGGCUCCCGCUCAGUUGCAACUUCAGUGUGUAGCAACACUGCUAUUCUUGUUUGCUCAACAUGAUAAAAUACAAAAUAGAGCCAGCUGUCAGCUAAGCAACUCAAAGACUAAAGUAAAAAAAGUUUUAGGCCUAAAAUGCAUCCUUUAUUUUAAUUUUUAAAGUUUUGUCAAAUAUUGUUUUUGUCGUUGACAUGAUUUGACUCUUUAGUUUGCUCAUAUGAGGUCUUCUUUUGCCCAUCAAUGACUAGUUUAUGAAAACUCUGAAUAUCUCUCAAAAGUCAAGAGUUUCUGCAAGUCAUUGAAUUUUAAUAACUUUCUGUGUCUUUCAUAAUUUUUGUUUCCUUAACGCCAAACCUGCAAUUAAGAGGUUUUAAACCUGUUACCUGGACUCACAUCCUGAAAAGUGGCUUUCAGACCUGCUGGUGUUUUUUAAAGCAGGAAUGUCUAAUGCAGGUAAAAGGAAUGAUCUGACUGCAAUAGAGACAUCUUAAAGCCACAAAUCAAAAAGCUUUUGUGAACUUUGUAAAAAAAAUAAAAAAUUAAAAACAUGAUGGAAAAAUAAAGAUUCAUUAACAGUCA
Molecule: messenger RNA, 7674 nt
Organism: Oryzias latipes (Japanese medaka)
Lineage: Eukaryota; Metazoa; Chordata; Actinopteri; Beloniformes; Adrianichthyidae
Gene: mia2
Product: MIA SH3 domain ER export factor 2
Biological process (GO): vesicle cargo loading; endoplasmic reticulum to Golgi vesicle-mediated transport; protein secretion
Cellular component (GO): endoplasmic reticulum membrane; endoplasmic reticulum exit site
Molecular function (GO): protein binding
Source: RefSeq, a predicted model, not a curated record